AAUCGGAAAAAUAACCUAAAUGACGAUCUGUGUGAUGACCUAAACGAAAAACUGAGUGAAGAUCUGAAUGAAAACCUGAACGAAGACCUGAGCGAAAACCUAAACGAUGACCUGAACGAAGACCUAAGCGAAGACCUAAACGAUGACCUGAACGAAGACCUGAGCGAAGACCUGAAUGAAAAUCUGAACAAUGAUCUGAGAAACGACCUGACCUACGACCUAAGAGAUCUGAAUGACGCUGCGAAUAAUGACCCAGAAAAUGAUCAAAACAAAGGCAAUUUAGACGAUAAACAAGAACAAAAUGAAAAUGAAAUAAUUAGAUCUGGUGCAUCUUGCAAGCACCAAGGUGCUGUCGCAAUGAAAUUUAAUAUUUCUAUAUUUAAUUUUUUUCCUUCGCUAACACCUGACAAUCGCAUGCUCUUUGCAUAUGUUGCACUUGGUUAUACCACAAGAGACAAUUCCUUUUAUGCAUUACUCAAUGGGAAAUUUGUUUCACAAGAUCGUGAAAAUUUUAAUAAGGCAAAAAUGAGAACGCCAAUUAGUGAUAGUGCAAUUGAAACCAAUGAAAAUGCAUAUAAUAACAAUGAAACCAAUAUUGUCGUAUUUAUGGAUUUUUUGAACAAAGUGAAGGAAGACUAUUAA
Racocetra persica is the source of this 642-nucleotide messenger RNA. NCBI's taxonomy places the organism in Eukaryota, Fungi, Glomeromycota, Glomeromycetes, Diversisporales, Gigasporaceae. The record is from the annotation of a GenBank genome assembly.